Messenger RNA from Rhizopus microsporus ATCC 52813, 813 nucleotides. RefSeq lists its product as uncharacterized. The record is from RefSeq and is a predicted model, not a curated record. The transcript is spliced from 2 exons. The coding region runs from base 1 to 813 and encodes 270 amino acids. Lineage: Eukaryota; Fungi; Mucoromycota; Mucoromycetes; Mucorales; Rhizopodaceae.
AUGAAACAUCAGCUUAUCCUUAAGAUCAAUUAUUGUAUCAAGAAAGAAUCCCAGAGUGACUUAAAAUCAAGAUUACUAGCUGUUACUAGAUUACCAAGGUCCAUUAUUACAGAGGCGAAAAAGUUGGCGAAUUGUACUCCAAAUGAAUUUAAAGGUUAUCUUGAAAGCCAUCCAGCAUGUAAAAGAAACGUAAAAUCCUGGAUUGAUUUCGUUGAAGAAAAAUCUGAUGCUAUUUCUGCUGAGUUACUUGAAAAUCCCUCAGCGUUUAACACCUAUAUACAAGGAACUCAGUUGGUGAAAAACUCAACCGAGGAAGAAGAAUUUCGAACAUGCCCUUCAUCAAUAUUCAAAAUUCUUCGUCAAGGCCUGUCGAAUGAAGCAAGGUUUUCGAUUCAAAAGGAACUACAUGACUUUAUGAUGAACCUUAGUGAUUAUUACCGGUUUUUUUCGUCCCUGGUUUACAUGAUGAUGACAGAGUUAAGGAACCACGUGUUUGCUAUUGAAAAUGACACAGGAAAAAUCAUAUUGCAGCGAUCACCUGGUUUUAAUAUCCAUUUGGGUUUGAUCCACUCACACUACUUCAGAAAGCGUGGUUGUAAAGAUGAGACACUUGCACAACGUCCAGUUCAACUAACGCUAUUUGAUGCUUUAAGCAGCUUCACUAUUCUACGCGAAUCAUUCAGUUCAACACUGCGUAUCUCAUCUAAUGAAUGCAAUAUUGCGCUUACACAAUACUCUACGAAUCUGGCAAAUAUGUGGUGUGACAAGAAAAUGAUAAAUGGGCUCUUGGAUCGUGUCUUGAUUGUUUAUUAA